This is a messenger RNA of Arabis nemorensis, 660 nucleotides long. Lineage: Eukaryota; Viridiplantae; Streptophyta; Magnoliopsida; Brassicales; Brassicaceae. The record is from the annotation of a GenBank genome assembly.
AUGACGAUCCUGUUUGCACUCGUGGCGCGUGGAACGGUGGUGCUUGCGGAGUUCAGCGCAACGUCUACGAACGCGAGCGCGAUCGCGAAACAGAUCUUGGAGAAGGUCCCUGGGAACAACGACAGUAACGUCUCCUAUUCUCAGGAUCGCUACGUCUUCCACGUUAAACGCACCGAUGGUCUCACCGUUCUCUGUAUGGCCGAAGAAACCGCCGGAAGGAGAAUUCCUUUUGCCUUUCUUGAGGAUAUUCAUCAAAGAUUCGUACGGAGUUAUGGCAGAGCAGUUCAUACAGCACAAGCUUAUGCAAUGAACGAGGAAUUCUCAAGAGUUCUUAGUCAGCAGAUUGAGUAUUACUCUAAUGAUCCUAAUGCUGAUAGGAUUAAUAGGAUUAAGGGUGAAAUGAGUCAGGUGAGGGAUGUUAUGAUAGAGAACAUUGACAAAGUUCUAGAUAGAGGUGAACGCCUUGAGCUUCUUGUCGAUAAAACCGCCAAUAUGCAAGGGAAUACUAUCCGCUUCAGAAAGCAAARACGACGUUUCAGAAACACCGUGUGGUGGAGAAAUUGCAAGCUCACGUUCCUCUUAAUAUUUAUACUACUGGUGAUCAUAUACAUAGCCGUGGCCUUUCUGUGCCACGGACCUACUCUACCAUCUUGCAUUUAA